Molecule: messenger RNA, 1809 nt
Organism: Helianthus annuus (common sunflower)
Lineage: Eukaryota; Viridiplantae; Streptophyta; Magnoliopsida; Asterales; Asteraceae
Product: protein NRT1/ PTR FAMILY 5.2
Exons: 4
Coding region: 1-1743 (580 amino acids)
Biological process (GO): dipeptide transport; transmembrane transport
Cellular component (GO): membrane
Molecular function (GO): tripeptide transmembrane transporter activity; dipeptide transmembrane transporter activity
Source: RefSeq, a predicted model, not a curated record
AUGAUGGAGUUGACCGAAGAUGGGAAGAGAGUUGGAGAAGACUUUACACAAGACGGGACUAGAACUCUCAAGGGUAAACCCGUUUUAAGAUCAAAUACGGGGAAAUGGAGAGCUUGUUACUUCAUGCUCGGGUAUGAAGUGUGUGAAAGAAUGGCAUAUUAUGGCAUAGCAACAAAUUUGGUGUUGUACUUGACAAGGGAAUUACAUCAAGGCACUGUGAAAUCAUCAAAUAAUGUCACAAAUUGGGCCGGGACCGUGUGGCUGACACCUAUUUUUGGUGCGUAUAUUGCAGACACAUAUUUGGGCCGAUACUGGACUUUCAUGAUUUCUUCAAUUAUUUAUCUCAUGGGUAUGUGCUUAUUGACUCUUGUGGUUUCACUACCAUCCCUAAAGCCACCAUCAUGUGGAAAACAUGUGACCUACUUAGAUUGCGAUAAACGGGCCUCAUCGUUUCAAGUUGGUAUAUUCUAUUGCGCACUCUACAUCAUUGCAGUCGGGACAGGUGGGACCAAGCCCAAUAUCUCAACAAUGGGUGCGGACCAAUUCGAUGAUUUUGAGCCCAAUGAGAAAGCCCAAAAGCUCACUUUCUUCAAUUGGUGGAUGUUUAGCAUCUUUUUUGGCACCCUUUUCUCAAAUACAUUCCUAGUGUACAUUCAAGAUAAUGUGGGUUGGGCUUUAGGGUAUGUUAUCUCUACAUUGGCUCUUUUUGUGGCCAUAAUAAUGUUUAUAAUCGGGACACCGAUUUAUAGGCACAAGCCAAUGACAGAAAGCCCGUUUACUAAUAUGGCAAAGGUACUAGUUGCUGCUGUAAGAAAGAGGAAUGUAGUUGUGCCUGUUGACCCUGAAGAGCUUUAUGAGUUAACUUUGGAUGAGUAUUGUGGUUCUCGGAAGCAUAGAAUUGACCAUUCCUCGUCAUUAAGGUUCCUCGACAAAGCCGCAGUGAAGAUUAGAGAACCGGUUUCUAAAUGGAAUCUAUGUCCGGUGACUCAAGUAGAGCAAACAAAGCAAAUGCUCAAAAUGGUCCCAAUCUUGUUCACAACAUUCAUUCCUAGCACAUUAGUGGCCCAAACCCACACAUUAUUCAUCAAACAAGGUACCACAUUGGUUCGGUCCAUGGGACCACAUUUUGAGAUCCCACCGGCUUGUCUAGCUGCAUUCAUAACAAUCUCCAUGCUUAUCACCAUUGUUAUAUAUGACCGUUACUUCGUACCAUUGAUUAAAAGAUACACGAACAACCCUAGAGGCAUCACUUUAUUACAACGAAUGGGAAUUGGCUUAGCCCUCCAUAUCAUCGUCAUGAUCAUUGCCAGUUUGGUAGAAAGGCGACGACUAAAUGUCGCUAAAGAUCAUGGCAUAUUUGAGAAAGGGAAAAUAGUGCCAUUAAGUAUAUUCAUUCUCCUCCCUCAGUUUAUCUUAAUGGGCGUCGCUGAUAACUUCUUAGAAGUCGGGAAACUUGAAUUUUUCUAUGAUCAAGCACCCGAAGGAAUGAAAAGUCUUGGUACAGCGUAUUUUACAACUGGUCUUGGUGUCGGGUAUUUUCUUAGUAGUUUCAUCUUAUCUACUGUGGCUAAUGUUUCACAAAGGAAUGGACAUAAAGGUUGGAUCCUAGACAACCUAAACGAAUCUCGCCUAGAUUAUUAUUAUCUAUUUUUCAUGGGUUUGUGCCUUUUGAACUUCAUUUUCUUUCUUAUAGCCGCGAAAAACUUUAAGUACAAAGCAGAAAAAGGUGUUGAUCAUGCAUGAUCAAGACUUUGCUCAGGUACAACCAUGGAUGGAGAGCUUUCACACAACAUAUUGUAGAAUUCUUAA